GGUGGUAGUGGUGGGACUCCCCGCGGGUGCUGCCCCUCCUGCCGCCGCUGCCGCCCCCCACCGUAGUAGCGGCCACAGCCUGGUCAGCGGCAGCAUCAUGCAGGCCAACGGGGCAGGAGGAGGAGGAGGAGGAGGCGGCGGCGGAGGAGGUGGCGGUGGCAGCGGCGGCGGCGGUGGGGGCCAGGGACAGACCCAGGAACUCGCCUGCCUCUCGGCCCAGAACGGGGAGUCGUCCCCCUCGUCGACUUCGUCCGGGGGGGAUCUGGCCCACGCCAAUGGGCUCCUGCCCUCUGCCCCCUCCGCCGCCAGCAACAAUAGCAACAGCCUGAAUGUCAAUAACGGGGUCCCCGGCGGGGCGGCCUCCGCCUCGUCCGCUGUCGCCGCGGCCACCUCGGCCACCACGGCUGCGUCUUCCUCGGCUGUGGCCGUCUCGGAGCUGGGCAGUAGCCUGAAAAAGAAGAAGAGACUCUCCCAGUCAGAUGAGGAUGUGAUUAGGUUAAUAGGACAGCACUUGCAUGGCUUAGGGCUCAACCAGACAGUUGAUCUCCUCAUGCAAGAGUCAGGAUGUCGUUUAGAACAUCCUUCUGCUACCAAAUUCCGAAAUCAUGUCAUGGAAGGAGACUGGGAUAAGGCGGAAAACGACCUGAAUGAACUUAAGUCUUUAGUGCAUUCUCCUCAUGCUAUUGUGAGGAUGAAGUUUUUGCUGCUGCAGCAGAAGUACCUGGAAUACCUGGAGGAUGGCAAGGUCCUGGAGGCUCUUCAAGUUCUACGCUGUGAAUUGACGCCCUUGAAAUACAAUACAGAGCGAAUUCAUGUCCUCAGUGGGUAUCUGAUGUGUAGCCAUGCAGAAGACUUACGUGCAAAAGCAGAAUGGGAAGGCAAAGGAACAGCUUCUCGAUCUAAACUUUUGGAUAAACUCCAGACCUAUUUGCCACCAUCAGUGAUGCUUCCCCCAAGGCGUUUACAGACUUUGCUACGUCAAGCUGUGGAGCUGCAGAGGGAUCGGUGCCUAUAUCACAAUACCAAACUUGAUAAUAAUCUAGAUUCUGUGUCGCUGCUUAUAGAUCAUGUUUGUAGUAGGAAACAGUUCCCAUGUUAUACACAACAGAUACUUACAGAGCACUGUAAUGAAGUGUGGUUCUGUAAGUUCUCUAACGAUGGCACUAAACUAGCAACAGGAUCAAAGGAUACAACUGUUAUUAUAUGGCAAGUUGAUCCGGAUACGCACCAGCUAAAAUUGCUUAAAACAUUAGAAGGGCAUGCUUAUGGUGUUUCUUAUAUUGCUUGGAGUCCAGAUGACAACUAUCUUGUAGCUUGUGGCCCAGAUGACUGCUCUGAGCUCUGGCUCUGGAAUGUACAAACAGGGGAGCUGAGGACAAAGAUGAGCCAGUCUCAUGAAGACAGUUUAACAAGUGUGGCUUGGAAUCCAGAUGGGAAACGCUUUGUAACUGGAGGGCAGCGUGGACAGUUCUACCAGUGUGAUUUAGAUGGUAAUCUCCUUGACUCCUGGGAAGGGGUAAGAGUGCAAUGCCUUUGGUGCUUAAGUGAUGGGAAGACUGUUUUGGCAUCAGACACACACCAGCGAAUUCGGGGCUACAACUUUGAGGACCUUACAGAUAGGAACAUAGUACAAGAAGAUCACCCUAUUAUGUCUUUUACUAUUUCAAAAAAUGGCCGAUUAGCUUUGUUAAAUGUAGCAACUCAGGGAGUGCAUUUAUGGGACUUACAAGACAGAGUUUUAGUGAGAAAGUAUCAAGGUGUUACGCAAGGAUUUUACACAAUUCACUCAUGUUUUGGAGGCCAUAAUGAAGACUUCAUCGCUAGUGGCAGUGAAGAUCAUAAAGUAUACAUCUGGCACAAACGUAGUGAACUGCCAAUUGCAGAGCUAACAGGACACACACGCACAGUUAACUGUGUGAGCUGGAACCCACAGAUUCCAUCCAUGAUGGCCAGUGCUUCAGAUGAUGGCACUGUUAGAAUAUGGGGACCAGCACCUUUUGUAGACAACCAGGAUAUUGAAGAGGAAUGCAGUAGCAUGGAUAGUUGAUGGCGAAUUCGGAGCAGACGACUUCUGUUUAACUUAAAAUUAGUCGUAUUUUAAAUGGCUUGGGAUUUGGUGCAAACAAACAUGAUUGAUAGCUGGACAGACAUGCUCGUCAUGAAAAAUAAAAGAACCAUUUCUGAAGCCCGAUCGGGGCCAAACAUUUACCACCUUGCUUCAUAGUAACCAGUUGAGAUGAAGCACGUCGUUAGAACGUUGUUGGACACCGUGUUGAAUUACCCCCCCCAUCGGUUGUGAAGAACUGUGCUACAUUCAGGCUACCCAUUGAACUCAGUAUAUAUAUUUUUUUCCUUCCUGCCUUUUUGUCUGGCGGGCUACCAUUCUUGUUGCUCUUCUGUGUAAUGAAGUUUAAAUGCUUGUUUGGAAAACUUUAUUUAACAGUUUAGAAGGCUUGAUAGAAAGAGUGCUUUAGUCUGAAGAGUAUACGUUGGAUAGGAAAGUUAUUUCCUUCUCUUGUUUCUCUAAAUCUCUCCGCCUUAUUUAGCUUGAGAUCUUUGCAGCUUGGUUCAUGGAUUCUAGCCUUGCCCGUUGCGCAGUAUAUACUGAUCCAGAUGAUAAACCAGUGAACUAUGUCAAAAGCACUCUCAAUAUCACAUUUGACAAAAAGUUUUGUACUUUUCACAUAGCUCGUUGCCCCGUAAAGGGUUAACAGCACAAUUUUUUUUAAAUAAAUUAAGAAGUAUUUAUAGGAUUAAAGUGACUUCAUUUGUAUACAUUUGGAACUUAAACCAGCUUAAAAACAGUGUCAUCUAUGACAUAGAUAUGCAGUAUAACUGAUGAUCUUCUGGAGUACCAUACAAGACAUGGUCAGAAACAGUGCUCAGAAGGACUUUACACAGGCAAUUAAGAGUAAAAUUUUUGAGGUCUUUUGUUUUUGUUCUUACAGCCAUCACUCAUCUUAAAAAUACUGAAUAAAAAUGACUUUUAGAUGCACAACCAACAUGAUAGAAUAGAACAAAGGUAAACUUAGGAUUUCUCAAAAGCGUAUCCAAGUUUUUCAUGAAAUUGAAAAUCAAAAAGAUGAAAAAGUUAGAAACCUAGAGAAAUGCUACAAUCUUGGCUACAAUUUUUAAAUCUCAAAAGUAAUUUAAGAAGAGGACCAUAUCCAGAUUAUAAUGCAUAUUGAGUUUAUAAACACAUCCAUUUUCCCCUAUAUUACUUAAGAAAUUUUUCCUUAAUGUUUUGAUCUAUAGGGAUGCAUAGAUUUAAAGAAUAUCCCUUUUAAGUUGAAGUUAAAAAUAUUGCCAUACCUGACCUCAUUCUAAACUGGUGCUGUGGAUAGAUUUCUUUUUUCUGGUUUUUGUUUUUAAAUAUAAGGAAUGGUUUCCUUUGUAAAAAACAAAAAAACAAAAAACAAAAAAGCACUUUUAUUUUGAAUAUUUUACACUUCUGAAAAUAAGCCAAGAGCCUGAUGUUCAUGUUGUGCUUUUUACCCCAUCAUAGUUGAGUAUGGCACACUUGGUCUCCCUUGAAAUUCUCUUCUUUUUCAGAUAAAGGACAAGAUAGGGUAGACCACAGCUUUUGGUUAGGGGAAAAGGUAUCAGGAUGAACCCUGAGUGAAAGAUCAUGAUCAGUAGAAGUCUUGAACUGGAGUUACAGUUCCUUUUAGGACCAGUCGUCUACACUAUAGUUAACUACUGUGGAUAGACUUCUCCAGAAACCACAUGGGGAAGGAAAAGGCAUGGGUGGCUUGGAUAUCACGGAUUCUUCCAUUAUUUGGGGGGAGGGGGGAAAACUGGGUUGGUGGGAGGAAUAAUGUGGGGGUGGGGGAGGAGAGAGAAACACAAAUUGGCCUUAAAAAUAACAUAGAUUCUCCCCAAAGCUUGCAGUAAGAGAGAAAUUAAUAGAUCGUGGUCAACAGAUUAUUUAUCAAAUUGGUAUAUAACCUUAAAGAUUUUCAUAGUGUCUUUACUCUCCAUUUUGCAGAGAUCGCCACUUAGAGAAUCAAAGAAUUCCUGUCUGUUUUGAUACUUCUGAGUUAGAAUAAGAACUAUAUGUUACAGCUUAUCUGGUACUUCAUUUUUCUUAACUAAAAUUACUUUUUACUUUAAGCUUGAAUAAAAAUCUAUUGGUAAUUGUAUAUAACUAAGUGGCAACUUCUCUUUACCUCAGUACAGUUCAGACCAUUCAUAUUUUAAAUGAUUUGUGUAUACCCUGAAGCCGUUAAUACACCCUAGUCUCUGCAGUAACAUCUCUAGUAAAUUAUGAGCUGUAGAAAUUCCACAGCUGUUUACAAGUUUGGUUACAAGAGUGCUGUGGGUACAUUUGUAACAUUGAAAUUCAUGCCCUUUCAAGAGGCAAUCUGGAUGGAACAAAAAUCCCUCUCUGACCAGCCCCUCCUACAUAAUUUGUGAAUUUUCAAAGUGCACUUUUAAAGUACAGUCCAGUAAGAAUGCUUCAAAAGCGGAGAUGUGAGGCCCAUUUUAAAGGAACAUAGCUCUAUUCAAGUGGAGCAACACAACUAACUAUGCAAAGGUUUCUAUAGCAGCUAGGCGAGUUCAUUUUCCAAGUGUAUUGUCUUAGUGACAGUUUCCUGUACUCUCUGGUACUUUGCUGUGCCAAUUUAUUGUUAACAUCUGUUUCUUACAUAUACCAGUUAGUGACUGUGAUAGGUCCAAUUUGUAAGGGGAGGCAGUCUAGGAUUUUAUGGUACUUAAACCCUGCCAGCAGAAUAAUCAAUGAGUCCACAGACAGUAAUUAUAAACUUCUGGUAACUGCUGUAGAAUUUAUAAUAAGAUAAAGAAGAAAAGCAACUUAAAUUUCUAGCAAGCCAGCCCCAAGAUAUUAGUAAAUGUGUGAAAUGAAAAGUACCAAUACUUUUUGCACAUAUGAAAAUGGAGAUUUUGACUCUGACAAAAAAAUCAGGUUAGUAGCAGAUUAAUUUCCAUGUGCUUAAAAAUGUUUCUAGUCUGGCAUUUUUAAGGGCCAGAGCAAUGAUGAAAGAUUCUUAUUCCCAAAUAAUAUGUCAAUAGAAAAUACUCAAAUUUUAGGGUUGUGGAGGUUCUUCCGGGGGGUAGAAUUGGGGAGAAGGGGUAAUGGGAUAUUCAGAACAAGUUUUAUUUUUUAUUUUAAUAGUUUAUGAUAAAAGUCACGGCAACUACAUUUAUGUUCUCAUUGGCGAGGUAAAUUCUGAGUUACACUGAAUAAGGUAAGUAGUUUAAAGAUGGAGCACAACUUCAUUUGGGGCUAUGGUCACAAAAAAACCUGCUAGCCAGAGGGAAGAGAAUUCCCUAGUUAUAAAUACAAAUGAUAAACAUUUGAAGAAAGCUUCAAUUAAACCAUUAAGCUUGAAAUUAAACCAUCCAAUUCAUUGGUAUUUUUCUUAAUCUGAAAUACACACGUAAUGUUUAAGUGGUUUGCUAUUAGGAGUGUUUUGCCUCUAGUGGCAUUUCAUGACAUUAAUAGAAAACUCUUCUUUCCCACCCCCUCCCCAUCUUGAAAUUUUCUUUUUUAGGAUGUUGGUUCCUGCAAACCAGAACUGACCUUACCACCUCUGCCUCACAGUGGGUAAAUGUAUGGUACAUCUUUUGAUACACUGAAGGGAAAAAUAUCCAUGUCAUAUCUUUCACAGCAGAAGAAUGGCUGAUUUUGAAUGGGGAGAAAGAAGACAUUUUUCUUAAUAUCCUUUAUUGCCCCAACUCCAAAAUGUAUAAAAUCUGCAUUUGAUUUAUUUCAGUUUGUUUUCUACAAUUUAAACUAGUAGCAAGAAUCCUUUUUUUGGUUCCCCCUUCAAAAAUUAAGUAUCUGAGUCCAUUUUAGUAACUGUGAUUUAAUAGAAACUGCUACUUUAAAAAAAGGCAAAAUUUCAUUAACACUUAGGUAAUUUCUAAAAAUAGGAUAGUAAUUGAAAAUUUUCAGUGAUGUUAAGCUAUUGCUAUAGUAGCUGCCCUCUAGUUGCUAAAAUAAAAAUUAUAAAUCCCAUUUCCUACCUUCCUAGUUCAGGUAAUCUGGGUUCAUUGAAACAAAAUAGUUGAAGGAAUAUUUAAAAGUGUGUGUGUGUGUGUGUUGUGUGCAUGUGUGUAUGAAAGAAAAAUAGAGAGGACUACAUAAGUCAUGGAACCAGCUGUUCUAGGUACUUGUCAUGUUUUAUUAAAAACUUUUCAAGUCUCGUGCAUAUGUGAAGUGCCCUCUCUGACUUUAAGGUUUGGUUAAUAAUACUAGUAUAUUUUUAUAAGCUUGAAAUUAAAUGUGCCCCAUCUUUUACUUAAACAUUUUCAUUAUUAGGGCAAAUGUGCUAGAAUUGAAUCUUAACAUUUUUAGGCACAGAUGGAAAAAAGUUUUUGGCUCCUUGAAAAUGUAUGGGGAAAAAAAGGAUCCACAAAGCAUGUAUGUACUUACAAACCAAGCUGUAGAGAUCAAGAAAAGAACUUUAUUGUUGAUCCCAAGAUUUCUAAAUUGUCAAGAGUUUUAUGAAGUUGUGGUGGAACUAGUUAACACUUAGAGCUUUGGGUAUGUAAUGACUAUUUGCUAUGGACUGAUAUUAAAUGUUUCAAAGGA
Phascolarctos cinereus (koala) is the source of this 6559-nucleotide messenger RNA. It is a transcript of the gene WDR26, whose product is annotated as WD repeat domain 26. Gene Ontology annotation, biological process: proteasome-mediated ubiquitin-dependent protein catabolic process. Lineage: Eukaryota; Metazoa; Chordata; Mammalia; Diprotodontia; Phascolarctidae. Gene Ontology annotation, cellular component: GID complex. The record is from RefSeq and is a predicted model, not a curated record. Gene Ontology annotation, molecular function: protein binding.